CCACUUAUAAAGCCACAGUCUUUAAGCACCUUCAACCCUAAAACCCUAAACCCUCACUCUUCUCCUCCUCUCAAAACACAAUGGCUUUCACUUCCAUCCUUCGCCGAUCGGCCUCAUCUCUGGCCCCACUAGCCUCCCGCCUCGUCCGCGGCCAACGGAACUACCACGCCGCCGUGUUCACCGCCAUAAACCACUCCAGCUUCGCCGCCCGGAAGCCCUCUUUGAGCCCUCUGGCCCCCAACCCUCGCUACUACUCCAAGGCCGACGACAGCCUUCUCCGAGUCAUCGACGCCGAGAUUCAGUGCGCCGAGGAGACCGAUGAGCAGGAGAUUGAAGAGGUUCCGAGUGGUUUCCCUUUUAAGGUGGAAGAUGUGCCCGGAUUUCAGACUGUGAAACUAACCAGAACGUAUCAAGAUGAAGAGAUUGAGGUGGAAGUUCACAUGCCUGAUCUUGUUACUGGUGAAGGUGAGGAUGAUGAUGUGGAUGAUGAUGGUAACGAGCAUGCCAAUCAAUCGAGCAUUCCAUUGGUCGUGACCGUCUCCAAAGGUAAUGGGGCUCCGGUUCUUGAGUUUAGCUGCAAUGCUUAUCCUGAUGAGAUUGCAAUUGAGAGCUUGCUAGUCAAGAAUCCUGACACUGCUGAGGAUCAAAUCGCCUAUGAAGGGCCGGACUUCAAUGAUCUGGAUGAGAAUCUCCAGAAGUCAUUCCACAAGUACUUGGAGAUCAGGGGAAUUAAGCCCAGCACAACCAACUUUUUGCAUGAGUACAUGAUCAACAAAGACAGCAGGGAAUACAAGAAUUGGUUGAAGAAACUGAAACAGUUUGUUCAAGUUUGAGUGUCAUAUCGGUCAUUAUGGAACUUCUAGCUUUAAGCAACAGAUGCUAUAUUUUAGGAAGAGACUUAUGUAGUUCAUUGAAACUUGAUGUGCGUUAUGUUGGCACUGUUUUGAUAUGACAGUGAUCAUUUGAGUAAUAUUUUAUGUUUUUGUCGAUUUCUACGUGACAGUAUUUUUCAAG
Messenger RNA from Fragaria vesca subsp. vesca, 1014 nucleotides. RefSeq lists its product as uncharacterized. The transcript has 3 exons. Lineage: Eukaryota; Viridiplantae; Streptophyta; Magnoliopsida; Rosales; Rosaceae. Gene Ontology annotation, cellular component: mitochondrial matrix. The coding region runs from base 81 to 833 and encodes 250 amino acids. The record is from RefSeq and is a predicted model, not a curated record.